AAAAUGAGGAAAGUGAUGAAUGGCAAUUAUUUCUUGCAAAGUGGAAUGAUAUAGUUCAAUCAAUAACAGAAAAUGAAUUUAAUGAAAAAUGGCAAAUAUUUUGUUCUACUUACGCAAAUAAACCUUGCAUUGUCACUUAUCUUGAAAAUACUUGGAUGCCAUGGAAGAAGAAAUUUGUAAAGGCAUAG
This is a messenger RNA of Funneliformis caledonium, 188 nucleotides long. NCBI's taxonomy places the organism in Eukaryota, Fungi, Glomeromycota, Glomeromycetes, Glomerales, Glomeraceae. The record is from the annotation of a GenBank genome assembly.